Molecule: messenger RNA, 795 nt
Organism: Pyrenophora tritici-repentis Pt-1C-BFP
Lineage: Eukaryota; Fungi; Ascomycota; Dothideomycetes; Pleosporales; Pleosporaceae
Product: Short-chain alcohol dehydrogenase
Cellular component (GO): cytosol
Molecular function (GO): oxidoreductase activity
Source: RefSeq, a predicted model, not a curated record
AUGGCUGAGCGCCUAAAGGGCAAGACGAUUGUCAUCACCGGCGCGUCUUCUGGUAUCGGUAGAUCCACAGCCGUCGAGUUUGCGCGCACACAACCCGAUGACCUAAAGCUCAUCCUGACUGCGCGGCGAGAGGACGCAUUGAAAGAGGUAGCAAAGGAGAUUUGGAGUUUCGCAAGCGGCGUCAAGGUAUUGCCCGUAAAGCUAGACGUCAGCAAACCAGAUGAAAUAAACAACUUUGUGGGAAACCUACCACAAGAGUUCAAAGAUAUUGAUAUUCUGGUCAACAACGCUGGCCUCGUAAAAGGCGUUGCCCAAGCCCCCAACAUUUCCCCCACUGAUAUUUCCAAAAUGUUCGACACAAACGUCACCGGCUUGAUCAACAUGACCCAAGCCAUCCUCCCCAUCUUCAAGGCCCGCCCCACGCCCUCUGGCGAUAUAAUAAACAUCGGCUCCAUCGCAGGCCGCGAGCCCUAUCAAGGCGGCUCCAUCUACUGCGCCAGCAAAGCCGCCGUCCGCUCCUUCACCGACGCCCUGCGCAAGGAGCUCAUUGCCACGCGCAUCCGCGUCAUGGAAGUUGACCCAGGGCAGGUAGAAACGGAAUUCAGCGUUGUAAGGUUUGACGGGGAUGUGGAGAAGGCGAAGAAGGUCUACGAGGGCGUAGAACCGUUGACGCCGGAGGAUGUGGCGGAGAUUGUGGUUUUUGCGGCAGGAAGGAGGGAGAAUGUUGUUCUGGCUGAUAGUCUGGUAUUUCCGAAUCAUCAGGCGGCUGCGACGGUCAUGCAUCGGAAAUCGUAG